Cyclocybe aegerita is the source of this 534-nucleotide messenger RNA. Lineage: Eukaryota; Fungi; Basidiomycota; Agaricomycetes; Agaricales; Hemipholiotaceae. The record is from the annotation of a GenBank genome assembly.
AUGCCCGUCACAGUCCACUGGGGCAGAGACCGCUUCUGCUUCGACCUCCCCCCGCCGGACACAAAGCUCGCUGCCAUCCGCAACUCCAUUGCCGCAUACACACAGCUCGCCCCCGCCGCCUUUGCCAUCGUCCACGACGGCGCCGUCUGCGCAGACGACAACGCACCCAUCUCCGUCUACCACCUCCGCCCCAACUCCGCCCUCGCCAUCGUCGCAAACACAGAGGCCCCCGCCCCCUUCAAGAACACAGAGCACGCCCAGAUCGCCGCAAUCCAGGCAGAGCUCAAUACCGUAAACACAGCCCUCCGCCCGGCCCACCACCAGUUCAUCGCAGACCUUGCUCACCAGCCCCGCGCGUCCCUCACCAAGGAGCACCUCCGCCUCUCAGAGCUUCUCCUCCAGGCCCUCCUCCGCUUUGACGCCAUCGUCCCCGAGCGCGACUGGGCUACCGCACGCGCCCACCGCAAAGCCGCAGUCAAGGACCUCCAGUCCCUCCUCGACCAGCUCGACUCUGCCUGGGCCGCUUCCGCAUAA